Zea mays is the source of this 1635-nucleotide messenger RNA. RefSeq lists its product as uncharacterized. The record is from RefSeq and is marked predicted. Bases 1010 to 1522 code for a protein of 170 amino acids. The transcript has a single exon. Lineage: Eukaryota; Viridiplantae; Streptophyta; Magnoliopsida; Poales; Poaceae.
GUCGCCUCGCCCCCCACUCCCACGUCUCUGUCCCUCUCCCUGCCCUCCCCCGUCUUCCCAACCACCACCCACCCGUUCUUUUCCAGCCAAACCAACGCACGCACACGGCACACCCUCCUUCUGGCAGCAGAGCGGCAGCCAAUGGCCAUCGAGACGGACGCGGCGGCGGCGAGGGCGAGGGCGUCGGGCUCGGUUUCAGAUACGGCGCCCAUGUCCCCGGCCGCCGAGGCGGCAGCGGCUGCGGCGGCCCCGGGCCCGGCGCGCCCGCGCGGGUGGCUGAGGAAGCUCAUCCCCACGGACUACCUGCCCCGGAGCAGCCGGCGCUGGAGGCUGGCCGCCCCGUCCGCCGCCGGCGCGUCCAGGCUCGCCUCGUCGCUCUCCCGCUCCCUCAGGUGGAAGCGCCUCCCGGGGCUCUCCUCCCUCACCCUGCGCAGCGGCUCCGCGGCGGCGGCAGUGGACGCCGUCGCGUUCCGCGUCAUGUACGUCGUCGAGGCCGUCGUGCUGGGCCUCGCGCUCUCCUGCUUCUUCCUCUGCUGCGGCUGCCACCUCUAAGCUCCCACCCCCUGCUUUUCUUCCCCUAGCUCUUCACUACUCUGGUCGUCUCCGGCUCGCGGCUCGGCCUCCGCCUCGGCGUGUAACAAAAAUGCCCAUCGUGUUGGUUUUUUUUCUUUCGAUGAUCUCCCUGUCUGUAAAUUUCCUACCUUUUGCUUUCGGUAGGUAAAAAAGAACACGAAAACUUGCGAUGCCUAUAGUUCAAUUUGCGUUUUGUUGGAUGCUGUGAACGCACGAAAUUGCGAUCUCGGAUACUGGGACCCACUGAGUUCUUGUUUGUUCAUGCAAAUUGCUGCCGCUGUGGCGCUGUCCCGUUAAAAAACCAAUACCGGAGGACCUGGUCGCCGCCGGCGCGAGCCUCGCUACGCGCCGUGGCCGCAGCAUCCGACGUGGUGUUCACCAUGGUCGGUAACCCCGGCGACGUCCGUGCGGUGGUCCUGGAGCACGGUAUGCCGAUAUGGUGCCCUCGCGGGCCUCGCCAUCGAAGCGCCGACAUCCGGGGGCGACGUCGGCGCCCAGGACGGCACGCUCUUCGCCCAUGCGGCGACGAGGCCGUAGUCGCUUGGCUCGAGCCGCUCUUCACCUUCCUCGGCAGGGCGACCCGCAUGGGGCAGCUGGCAGAGCAGCAAGAUCGCCAUCCAGAUCGCGGUGGGCCUCGGCGAGUUCGUGGUCUUCGCCCACCUGGCGGGGCUCAACGCGCCGCUGUUCCUCCUCGCGGUGUCCAAGAGCGCGGCUGGAUCGCGCGUCACGACUUCUUCGGCAACUGAUUGCUCCGCCGCGAGUUCACGUCAGAGGUGGGUGGCAGCGUGCCGUACAUCGUCAAAGACCUCGGCAUGGCGCUCGAGGUCGGGGACGGCGGGGAGGAGUCCAACGUGCUGCCUGGAGCGGCGCUGUACCGGCAGAUGUUCUCGGCGAUGGUGGCCAAUGGCGACGGCGACUUGAGCUUGUAGGGACUGAUCACCGCCGUUGAGCGCCUGAACGGCAUUGGCGAGUAGAGCGCAGGGCUGGUCUCCAAAAUGCAGCACUGGACUUGAAAACUUGUGUAUUUUUUCUGAAUAAAAUUUGGGGCCAUGUCAAUUUGUC